Molecule: messenger RNA, 871 nt
Organism: Pangasianodon hypophthalmus (striped catfish)
Lineage: Eukaryota; Metazoa; Chordata; Actinopteri; Siluriformes; Pangasiidae
Exons: 5
Coding region: 1-750 (249 amino acids)
Source: RefSeq, a predicted model, not a curated record
AUGAACAUGACUAGCAUUCCUUCAGCAAUAUCAGACACCAUUCUGAACAUGACACUCUUGGAUCUGGUGCCUCACUUCCAAAGUUUCAGCCCAGGGGACUUUGCCCUGUGGUUCCAGACUUACCUUUCCUUCUUCCUUCCUGGGAUUGGUCCAAACACCCUGUCGAUCAUCCCCAUGAACAUCAGCUGUGACUCCUACAGAGAGAUAGUGAAAGGACUUGAUAAUGUGUACAGUGACCUCUCUGCAACACAGUCCGACACUGUCUUCAAUUACACACAAGACUAUCUCAAGUACCAGUCCAGCCAAGGCCUGAGCUGCUACGGCAGAGGAAGCUUCUACGUGUUCCUGAAACAGAUGUUCCUCAAUUUUGGAUUCCCUGACCUGAAAGAUUUCCUGUCUCUGAUCCCAGCUGACCGACAGGCAGAGCUUUUGUGCUCCAUCUCUCCGGAAGAACUCAGCGAGUUUCUGAACAGGCCAAACACAGUCAUUGAUGGUUCUGAGCUCUGCACACUCCUCAACAACUACAAUAGAACCAAUCAAUACCUGGAGAUGGGGUCUGUUUUAUCCUCAGCUUUGGCCAGCCACACGUUGGGGUGUGUGUGGCCUCGUGCUCUCAAUGCCUCGUCUCAGGCUGAUGUAGAACAGUGGUUUAAUGUCACCCUGGUUCACUACCUGCCCUACCUCAGUUCUCAGCUCAUCAGCUCUGCCCAGCUCAGUGGCGCCUCCUGUCUGUCAUACAGGAAACUGUGAGUAUUUGUUUGAUGUACCAUUACACAGGGUUGUCAGCACAAACACUGCCCCCUGUCUCUUGGCUAAAAAAUUGAGGAUCUGUACUAAAAUCACUUCUAUAUGUAUAUAUGUAUGUAUGUAU